Molecule: messenger RNA, 2264 nt
Organism: Fundulus heteroclitus (mummichog)
Lineage: Eukaryota; Metazoa; Chordata; Actinopteri; Cyprinodontiformes; Fundulidae
Product: hematopoietic progenitor cell antigen CD34
Exons: 8
Coding region: 129-1094 (321 amino acids)
Biological process (GO): cell adhesion
Cellular component (GO): membrane
Source: RefSeq, a predicted model, not a curated record
CCAGCCUGUCCCACUCUUGGUAAAAGGAAACCCUAAACUGCUCUGGCUCCACCAGCUUGGCCCUUUUUCUCUUACUCUUUCUUCCCUCUCUUUUCUCUCACUCCCGCGUGAGUGCACUCAGGACGAGAAUGGCAGCAUCAUCUGGACAGAGAACAAACGGGCCCUCCAAAACGCUGGCUGUGGCUUUGCUUCUCGUCGGCCAACUUUUGAGCGCAGGAGUGACCGCACAGGACAACGUACGAGGAGACGGGGUCGUGAAGAAUACUGAAGCUCCUGCAACCACAAGGUCAUCUGGCCAAGUGCCAGUUUUGCCCACGCUGGGGCCAAGUGUGUUUUUUCCACAGUCAACGGAACCAAAAGACGACGGCCCUCCCAGCGCAUCAACAAGCAGCCCUGAGCUUUCACAGGAGACAACCGACGUGGCUCAGACAACCCUGCCUGCUGUACACCCAGACACCCCAGCACCUAAUGCUGCCAGAGGCGACACCCCAUCAGGGCCUGUAGAUGUCGUGUGCGUGAGUAAAGAGGCCGUGGAGGAAAAAAAUGCUGUUCUUGUGAAACUGAAGACAUCCACCAACUGUAAAGACACACAGAGGAGCAUUACAAGUGUUCUUCCAGAACUGUGUGGUGAAGACUGUAAGCUGGAGCUCUAUCAAGAAGACAACACAGAUGGCGUCCUUGUUUCUGGGAAGUAUGUAGAAGAUGAUUUGACAGGCAUGGUAAACAAAUUCAACAAUGACAACAUAAAGGAUAAAACGAAUGUCCAGGAAGCCAUUCCUCGCUGGAGGAAGAACUCAAAGUUGGUACUGGUUGCCUUGCUGCUUACCGGCCUGUUGCUAGCUGCGCUGCUGGUUGGAUUUUAUUACUUUAAGACACACCGCAAGAACUCCAAAGGCGUCAGACUGGCUGAGUCUUUCCAGGUGGACGAGGAGAACCAGGCCAACACCCUGGUUUCUGUGGCCCCGCUGCCUCAGGAGCCCGUUGACAAACCCACCGCCAACGGAGAGUCUCCGCCUGAGAAUGGGACGAACCCCACCGCGACUACCAACGGACACUCCGCCGCCCAGACCCAAGUGGCUGACACAGAGAUGUGAAUCCCCCCCGACGUUGUUCGACGUCUUAGCGUGCCGUUCACCCGCUAACCUCUCUGUUCACCAGAGGCAAAUUCAACUUGAAUCGAUCACCAGCAUUCACAUCUCCACCUGCUCUUGUACCCAACCAGCAAGACUCCACAUGAAGAUGCAAACGAUUAUACAAACGAUGACUUAGUGCCUGUAAUGUGAAACGUGUGGGAACACUCACCUCUGCAGAUGUCACCAAGAGCCUGACCAUGCUGACAGAGGGACUCGGGGUUCAUAGCCAUUCUGACUUCAGUCUUAUUGUGACAAUAUUUGUAGAAUCAUGAAGUCAUGCCAAAUAUAUGUCGAUGUCGGACAAAGAAGCAUAAAAAAAAAAAAAAUCCCUUUGUACUUCAAUCCAAAAUUGUGCUGAAAUGAAACUUGUGAUGCCUUGCAGCUGAAAGAAAACAGUCUUUGUGUUAAAAAAAAAAAAAAGAAAAGGACAGACACGUUUUACUGCUUGUUUCAAAUCCUCCGUUGCCGCCUUCGAGAGUAUUAAAAAGUCAACACAAACAGCGUUUUUUUUUUUUUUUUUUCUUUGAACGCAUAGAUCAUCUUAGUAUUAUUGUGCAAAGAGCUGGAUGGAAAACAGCAUGGUCUUUGGUUUUACUGUGGGAUGAAUUUUGUUCUAAAGGUAUAUUUUCUUUUUUUUUGUAAAUGUGAGUGGAAAGUCGCGCGUAGUUCCUAACCUCUGCAGCUGACCUUUGGUCAAAACUCAUUUUAAGACAGGAUCCAAAGUGCAUUUCUAUUUCGUGCCAGUGUGGUUUUCAUUAUUGUAUAUUUUUUUUUGUUUUUUGUACGGCGAAUUUACAUUUUUCAACUUUUACUACUGUUUGGGAGAAUUAUACGGAACAUUAGCUUGUUUACAUAACAGACAGGGAGCUAAAAAUGCCUGCUGUGACGUUCUUUCACAGCUUACAGCGGAUUUAGAUUUCCGAGGAGCGUCUUUGUCUGCUACUUUUUGUAAAACAUAUUUUCUACUUCAGUGUUAAGCCUUUUUUUUUAUUUCUCUUUCAUGAUGGGCUCUAUGUAUAAAUAUGCUUGCCUUCGUAUUCAUAAAAUGUUUUUGUUAUCAAAACCCAGGUUGUUAUCUUAUUAGUGCUGUGUUGACUCGAAUGAUCAAUAAAAGUAAUUGUACUACCACAA